GUCGUCCAAACCGGGGAUUGAGCAGUACGAAGCUGGGGAAGAUGAGGGGAUUGGAAAGCGUGGUCAUGCUGUACAAGUGGUUAAAGUGGACGAGGGUAAUGGCACCACAACCUUCACUCUCGAUGAACCGGCGUUAUCCUCGAUUCUUCUCCACCCUUCUGUGCGCGAUAAGCUGGUUGUAAUUAUAUCGGUCGCCGGCGCCUUCCGGCAAGGAAAAUCGUUCUUGCUCGAUUUCUUCCUGCGUUAUAUGUCUUCAAAAGACCAUGAUAAUUGGAUAGGCAGUGGUGACACUCCACUUGAGGGCUUUCCUUGGCGUGGGGGUGCUGAACGUGAUACAACUGGCAUCCUGCUUUGGAGCGAGCCUUUCAUUAUCAAGCUUCAGUCAGGGGAAGAUGCAGCAGUUCUUUUCAUGGACACACAGCACCUUUUAUUUCUCGUCCGUGACUGGAGUUUCCCUUACGACUAUGAAUUUGGCAGCAUCGGUGGCAACAGACUCCUGGAUGCCAGACUGAAGAUUCAACCCAGUCAUCACACCGAACACGAGACUGUCCGGCGCCACAUUCGCUCGUGUUUCUCUCGCGUCUCCUGUUUCCUACUACCUCAUCCUGGGUUAAAGGUUGCCACCAAUCCGAAAUUCGAUGGCCGCCUAUCUGACAUAGACGCACAGUUUUUAAACGAACUUCGCGUUUUCGUUCCUACUGUCCUCUCUCCUGCAACGCUGCAACUGAAAAAAAUCAACGGUGAGAAAAUCACGUGUCGUGAGUUGCUCACCUACUUCAAGGCUUACAUGGAGAUCUAUCAGGGUGAUACACUACCCGAGCCACGCUCGAUGCUCGAAGCGACUGCAGAAGCAAAUAAUCUGAAUGCAAUCAUGGCUUGCCAGGACGCUUACACCGAAGCUAUGAAUAAAGACUGCGUUCCUCGCAUGAAGCGUUGUCCCUUCGAAUGGCAGGUAUUCCCAUCAGGUGAAUUUGAAGAUUCCGAGGUCAUGUCGUAUGAAGUCAUGUCCAAGCGACUAACAAGUGCAGAACUGGAUACAAUCUGCAAAAUGAGCCAAGAUCGGCGUCUCUUUAGCAAUCUUUGUAAUUCUCUGUUCCUAACAAUUCAUGGCAAUAAAGAAGUGAAAAAGGGCAUUUUGUUGAUGCUUUUCGGAGGUGUUUCAAAGUUUACGGGAGAAGGUACACACUUACGUGGGCACAUGAACGUCUGUUUAGUUGGUGAUCCGAGUACGGCAAAGUCCCAGUUUCUCAAACAUGUUGAACGCUUCUCACCUCGUGCUGUCUACACCAGUGGUAAGACAAGUUCCGCCGCAGGUCUUACAGCAGCCGUUGUACGAGACGAAGAGUCUUUCGAAUUUGUGAUCGAGGCUGGUGCCUUAAUGCUUGCAGCUAACGGUGUCUGUUGCAUCCUUGAAUUCGACAAGAUGGACAUCCGCGAUCAAGUUACCAUUCACGAGGCCAUGGAACAGCAGGCCAUCAGCAUAACCAAAGCUGGAGUGAAAGCCACGUUGAACGCGCGAACGUCGAUCCUGGCUGCUGCUAACCCAAUCAGCGGUCGGUAUGACCGUUCCAAGUCUUUGCGCCAAAAUAUUGGCCUCUCUGCGUCCAUCAUGUCUCGCUUUGAUCUCUUCUUCGUCCUGGUUGACGAAUGCAACGACAUUGUUGAUUAUGCGGUUGCUCGGUCGAUCGUCGAUUUGCACAUGAGCGUCCAAAGUUCAACUGAUGUACAAUCCUCGUAUUCAGUGUGUGGUCCUGACAAACCUUAUCUCAAUCCGAACGAUCUGGAGAUCGCCCAUUCUCGUGCCUUUCAAGCUGCCAUUCAAAAGUUUACCAGUAUUCGAAAAAUGGGUGGUGAACAGUAUGCUGCCAUCUAUCUGGAACGUUUAAAGACAACCCUACAGCAAUUGGGCAACGAAUACCGUACUGCCAACACAAACAAGAACAUCUUCCAGACGUUCCGUACUCCUGCCGUGUUUUCGGUCAUCCUCAUAAUCUUCCACAUCAUUACCGGUAUUUCUGAGUUUGUUGGAAUCAACGCCGUGACCAACAUGUUCCUGGUCCCAUUCUAUCUUGCCCUGGUUACAUUAAUGACGUGGAUGUUCCUCAGUUAUACCGGUCGAGCCCCGGAAUUGGCUCAGGCGAUCGAUUCAGCCGCGGAUGUUGUGGUACAGAAGGUUGUCACCCCAGCCAUUCAACAUAUUGGUCAGCGUAGUGUGCAACAACUUGUGGGUACAGAAAGACCAAUUCGAGAGAGAAGCUAGUGUUUCCUCGGCCGUGUCGCCUCAUUCUUGAUAGUCGUUCGACUGCAUUCUUUCUUCUGAUCGUGUCUCAUUUUCCGUAGCUCCCCUCUCUCAUUAUGCACGCCCCCUCGGGGCAAUGCGUGCACUUUAAACGACCAGGUUCCCCCGUCGCACACUGACACACACACGGAGGCCGCACACCUAUACACUGGACUAUUGGUUUCCGGUUUGAGCUACCUUAUCUUUCUUUGUCGACUUCAGACCAGUGAAUACUAUCAGGCUGCCUCUCCCAAGUACCACUUCCGUAUUCUAUUCUACGCCGAUUGUUGAUUUAUUGUACAUAGAACGGCUUAUCCCCGAAACCAAUUCGUACUUUGUCUUGAGCGUCAAACCAAAUGCAUCA
Messenger RNA from Opisthorchis viverrini, 2642 nucleotides. RefSeq lists its product as hypothetical. The transcript has 8 exons. The annotation marks the transcript as partial. Gene Ontology annotation, molecular function: single-stranded DNA binding; single-stranded 3'-5' DNA helicase activity; GTPase activity. Gene Ontology annotation, cellular component: MCM complex; nucleus. NCBI's taxonomy places the organism in Eukaryota, Metazoa, Platyhelminthes, Trematoda, Opisthorchiida, Opisthorchiidae. The record is from RefSeq and is a predicted model, not a curated record. Gene Ontology annotation, biological process: double-strand break repair via break-induced replication; mitotic DNA replication.